UCACAGUAAGAAGAGGCUAUAAACGAGUCCAAUAGCCGAUGAUAAUAUAACACACGCGCUCAUUGCAACAACAAUAAGUAAAAGCGAAAAAUUUAGAAAUACAACAACACGUCAGCGGGUUUGGUCUGCAAUACGUGCAAAAAAUUCGACAAAAUAAAGAGAAAUAAACAUUUUUAUUGAAAUUUUCAAAUUCGUAACGAAACAUAGAAAUAUAAUUUUGUAAACAUAUCGAUUUCGGAAAUACAAAAUUCAUACGAAAGUUAAUGCUAAAUGUUUGCGAAAUUUCUCAACACACAAGUAAUGUGUUUUUACCGUUAAUUUUAGUAAACAAGUGCAAUGUGACUGUUUAGAAACAAAAAGUUUCCUUGAAAGAAAAACGCCACUAAACAAGUGUUUAUAAUAAAUUUGUGCUCAUUGUGCAAAACCAAAUAUUCAAGGACCCAGUGCAUGCGUCCUCAGUGUCAGCGUGAAUAACUUUCAGUGCAAAAAAAAAAAAGAACAUUUAACUACAGUGCCUUCUAAAGUGUUUUUUUUUUCAUCCACUGAGAUUGUUAAGCCAAUUAGUGGCAUUUCGAAAGAAAGACACAUAAAAAACAACUGCAAAUUGUAAAAAGUGCGAACAGCAAGCAGGCAACACAUAAUUAAGUCGCCAGUCAGCGCGUUGUAGUGUCACAGUUAUAGUGCAUAUAGAUAACGUUAAAGACCGCAAAGACUAACAAAGAAAUUACCCUAAGACCAACAUUUCAACCCUGAUGGCAACAACAGCACCGGCCAGCGCCCCCCUUAUCAGCCACAGCAGCUCCGCCAACAGCAGCAGCAGCAGCAAGCCGAUUACCAUACCCUUGCUUGAGCGCUUCACCAGCCAGCUAUCCACUGGUUCGGCCGACAGUGGCGUCGUUGUUGGUGGUGCUAAUUCUUCCAGCAGCAAUUCUGUGGCGUUGACUAGAAAAAGCCUUGCCGCCAACUGUUCAUUGGAUACGCGCUGCAAUUCGCUAUGUCUGCAUGGCACGAAUGUCAAAUGGCAGCUCCAGAAGCUGAAGCAGCCCACCAAUAAACAGUUGCUGUCGCAGGAUAGUGGCAUCGAUGCCGUUGUCGAUGGCGGUAGUGGCGGCACAUUGGCCGCUGAUGGCGACGCAGAUUCGACUGCCGGUUCGCGGCAACAACUUAAGUCCAUGCAGUGUUCGUCGUCCAGCAGUGAGUCGCUGGGCGGCAAUUCAUCGGGCCUGUCGCUGUCCAAAUACUCGGAGGAUGGCGGCGAGUCGGAGAACUCGUCGGGCAUUUGCAUGAGUGUCGGCAAUGGCCGACGCAUUAAGUAUCGCAAUAGCGCCAGCACCUGCACUCAAGGUUUAGAGGACCGCAUCGAAGAGGUAGACAUACCAGACGAUUACGACGAGGAGGAAGACGACGUGGAUAAUGACGACGUCAAUGUAGACGAAGACGAUGAUGAAGUCGAUGUGGGCGUAGAUGAUGAUUUGGACGUGGAUGAGGAUGAAGACGUUGAAAGCGAUAGCGAUUCGGGUAAUAACUCGGGUGUUGUGGGCGAAACAGGCAGCGCCUCCAUGCCCACAACGAUCGGUACACUCAACGGCUCCUUUGGCAAGAUCGUGCCAACGAAAGCGCUCGGCGUCAAAGAACCACCGGCAGCGAUUCAAUUGAACAUCAAGUCGUCGCUACAUGCGCCGCAGUGCGCCUCAGCGCCGGUAGGCAGUGUUACUUACUCAACGUCCCACCACAAAGCCAAUGAAACAAAUAAGCCAACCACUAGCAGUAGUAAUCAUAAUAAUCUAAACAAUAAUCGUAGUAGUAGCACUAGAGACCAUAGUAGUAGUAGUAGUAAACCGCAAGCAGCCACUAAGUCCAAAAAUCCCGAAUCACAAGUAUUGGCCACUGAUGGCAAUUAUUAUUUUCCGCUGCUGAAAAUCUCCGACGAUCCGUACAUUGAUUCGAAAUUGAUUAACAAGAAGGAUGGCCUACAGGACACCAUGUACUAUCUGGACGAGUUCGGCAGUCCGAAAUUGCGCGAGAAAUUCGCACGCAAACAGAAGGAGAAGGAACAGAACCAACAGAAGGCGCAAAGGAAGCAAAGCAAACGCGAAGAGGAGCGUAAGAAGCGCACAACAUUGGCGCCGAACGCCACUGCUGUAUUCACGACUGACAAGCAAACCGCUAACAGCGGCGCGACAAUGGAGUCCAAAAAACCAAGCAACGUCAUAGACGCUGCUGCAAACUGUGAUGAUAGCUCCAAGGAGCAAAGGCAAAGUAGUAGUUAUAAGCACAAAUGCGAUGCUGCGGCUGGGAGUGAGCACAAGACCGCUAAUGAGGCGGAUACGCGCAUUACAGCGAGCAACAAGUCGCUGUCGACCGCAUCCUGCGUGACCUGGAAUAAAGUAUUUCGCAAGUUCAAAACUGUUUUAGGCAGAGAUGGUUCCAAGAUUACAACAGUCGUCGCCACACCUGGCCAAGGUACUGACCGUGUGCAAGAAGUUUCCUACACAGAUACCAAGGUGAUCGGCAAUGGUAGCUUUGGCGUGGUCUUUCAAGCGAAAUUAUGCGAUACCGGCGAGCUGGUAGCUAUCAAGAAAGUUUUACAAGACAGACGAUUUAAGAAUCGUGAAUUGCAAAUUAUGCGCAAACUGGAGCAUUGUAACAUUGUAAAACUUUUGUAUUUUUUCUAUUCGAGUGGUGAAAAGCGUGAUGAGGUAUUUUUGAAUUUAGUUCUCGAAUAUAUACCAGAAACCGUAUACAAAGUGGCACGUCAAUAUGCCAAAACCAAGCAAACGAUACCAAUUAAUUUUAUACGGCUCUAUAUGUAUCAACUAUUCAGAAGUUUGGCUUACAUCCAUUCAUUGGGUAUCUGUCAUCGUGAUAUCAAACCGCAAAAUUUACUCUUGGAUCCAGAGACGGCUGUGCUGAAAUUGUGCGAUUUUGGCAGCGCCAAGCAACUUUUACACGGCGAACCGAAUGUAUCAUAUAUUUGCUCGCGGUAUUAUCGUGCACCGGAAUUAAUAUUUGGCGCCAUUAAUUACACUACAAAAAUUGAUGUGUGGAGCGCCGGCUGUGUAUUAGCUGAAUUACUACUCGGCCAACCAAUUUUCCCCGGCGAUUCUGGUGUCGAUCAAUUGGUUGAGGUCAUCAAAGUUUUGGGCACACCGACACGAGAACAAAUACGCGAAAUGAAUCCAAAUUACACGGAAUUCAAAUUUCCACAAAUUAAGAGUCAUCCAUGGCAGAAAGUUUUCCGUAUACGCACUCCGACAGAAGCUAUCAAUCUGGUAUCACAACUGCUCGAGUACACGCCCAGUGCACGUAUAACGCCACUAAAGGCGUGCGCACAUCCAUUCUUCGAUGAACUGCGUCAAGAGGGCAACACUACAUUGCCCAAUGGUCGGCCUAUGCCGCCAUUAUUUAAUUUCACAGAGCAUGAACUAUCGAUACAGCCAAGCUUAAUCCCACAAUUGUUGCCAAAACAUCUGCAAAAUAACAGCGCAGGUCGACCGGUUGCCGGUGCUGGUGGCGAGGGUGCUUCUGGCUCAGCAUCAAAUCCGUCAAGUGGCGCCGGUACGCCAGGCGGCGCAACUUCCCAAGCAACUUCAGGCACACAAUCGAGCGCAUCAGCUACAACCAGCAGUGGCGGCGGCAAUGCAACAGUGGCCAACCCAUCGUCCAGCGUCUCAGCUGCUGCGGCAAGUAGCGGCGCGCCUUCAGCGGCACAAGCAGCGCAAGCGAGCGGCGGCGAUGCGGCCAACAGCAGCAAUGGCGGUAACCAACAGCAAGCGUCUGCCAGCGGUGCGGCAGCAGCCGGCGCGGGUGAUGCCACUUCGAUUUCAAGCGCCGGUGGCGCCAGUGGCGGCAAUGGCAAUGGCGGCGGCAGUGGUGGCAGCAAUAAUAGCGGCGGCGGCGGCGGCAAUGGCACACAGCCGCAACAGACAGCGACGACAAUGGGUUAGCGAGCUGCAAACGAAGAAAAUGGAGGGCCUAUUAAUUCUAAUAAGAAUAAUUAAAUUUAAAAACAUAAAAUAUAUAAAAGCUAAAAUAAAAAGAGAAACAUUUAAAAAUAAAAUAAAUAAUGCUAAAAAUAUAUACAUACAUAGAGAAAAAUAGUACGAGUACAGAAAGCAAAAACCGAAAAUAUAGAAUGGAAAACAUUAAAACAAAACACUAACAUAAAAUUAAUUAUAUCUUAUAUAAUAAAUAAUACAUAAUUAUUAAAAGUAAAAAAAGCAAAAAAGGUAAAAAAUUUGAAAAAAAAUAUUUGCAAAAAAAAAUUAAAACUUAAUUUGAAAAGGAAAUAACUUCGUUAAGUUGUUAAAUGAGUAACAACAAUAACAACAAAACAAGAAACACAGCAAAGCGAAGUGUGAAUUUGAUUUUGAAUGUUAUGAUUAAUUUAAUUAUUAGCAGAAAGCAUAGUUAGCAGUACAGUGCAGGCAGUUAGUAAGCGUAUAGCGGCAUAUAAAAAAGUAAAUAAAAAUGUGCAUAAAAAAGUUAUGGAAAAUCAGUAAAACAGAAGAAUACUAAUCAAUUUCAUAUUGAUAGCAACUAAAAAUACACAAAAAUAACAACAACAAAAAAUUAUAAUAAUAUUUAAAUGAAAACACUAUUUAAAUUUAUUAUUAACAAAACAUAAAAAAUAAUAAAGAAAAAACUUAGCUUAAAUAAUAAUAAUCUGAAUAAAAGAUCACACAUUUGAGUUGUAUAGUUGAGGACUACAAAUGUCACUGAUGCUGAUUGAAAAUGAGUAGGGGCUAGUUAAGGCGCAUAUAAA
This is a messenger RNA of Bactrocera tryoni, 4765 nucleotides long. RefSeq names its product cyclin-dependent kinase 11.1 (gene sgg). The record is from RefSeq and is a predicted model, not a curated record. Gene Ontology annotation, molecular function: ATP binding; protein serine/threonine kinase activity. Gene Ontology annotation, biological process: protein phosphorylation; signal transduction; negative regulation of canonical Wnt signaling pathway. Bases 753 to 3947 code for a protein of 1064 amino acids. The transcript has 9 exons. Gene Ontology annotation, cellular component: cytoplasm; nucleus; cytosol. NCBI's taxonomy places the organism in Eukaryota, Metazoa, Arthropoda, Insecta, Diptera, Tephritidae.